Messenger RNA from Phragmites australis (common reed), 1463 nucleotides. RefSeq names its product la-related protein 6C-like. Bases 1 to 1275 code for a protein of 424 amino acids. Gene Ontology annotation, biological process: RNA processing. The record is from RefSeq and is a predicted model, not a curated record. Gene Ontology annotation, molecular function: mRNA binding. Lineage: Eukaryota; Viridiplantae; Streptophyta; Magnoliopsida; Poales; Poaceae. The transcript has 10 exons. Gene Ontology annotation, cellular component: nucleus.
AUGGCGCAGGACGGCAGCGGGAGCUCCUGCAAGGCGUCGCCGAGCAGCAGUGACUGCUCCACACCGUUCAGGUUCAACGUGCACGCGCGGGAGUUCGUGCCUAUGUCGCCGGCGGCCAGCCCGCUAACGGCCGCCGGCUACUACUCGCCGUUCUUGCAGCUGUCCGACGGUGGUGGUGGCAUUGGGCUGGGCGCGGACUGGAGGUCCUUUACCGAGCCAGACCCCAAGUUCUUCUUGCCGGACUUUGGGCACGCCAGCAUCGCGGGUGCUGCCGGCAGCGGCGGGCAGCCAAAGGGUGCAAGUCCAGCCGACAUUGCGCACAAGAUUAUCAAGCAGGUUGAGUACCAAUUCAGCGAUACUAAUUUGGUUGCAAAUGAUUUCUUGAUGAAGAUCAUGAACAAGGACCCUGAGGGAUAUGUUCCUAUGUCUGUUAUUUCAUCCUGGAAGAAAAUUAAGGCUAUGGGGGUAACACAUCAACUGCUGGUUAACGCUCUUCGGACCUCGGCAAAGCUUGUUGUCAGUGACGACGGCAAGAAAGUGCGGCGGGCACAACCAUUCACAGAGAAACACAAAGAAGAGCUGCAGUCUCGCACGGUUAUCGCGGAGAAUUUGCCAGAUGAUUCCACAAGAAAUAGCCUCGAGAAGAUCUUCGGUGCCAUUGGAAGUGUGAAGAACAUCAGAAUAUGUCAUCCGCAAGAACCUAGCUCUGCAAAGGCUACAAAGUCUGACGCAAACGCGCUAGUUAGUAACAAGUUGCAUGCGCUCAUAGAGUACGAGACAUCACAACAAGCUGACAGAGCAGUCGACAAGUUAAACGAUGAAAGAAACUGGAGGAAGGGUCUACGCGUGCGCCCGGUGCUACGACGAUCGCCCAAGACGGUGAUGCGGCUCAAGCGGCCGGACUUCGACCACCUCAUCGCCACCAACGAGGAGCAUUCGCCGCAGUCCCAGGUUCCGUUGGACUCCCUGACGGCGGAACACUUGUCUGAACACAACCAGGAGGAGCAACACGUUGGGAGCAAGAAGCCGUGGGGCAGAGGGCGGGGCAGGCCGCACAACGCCGCGCCGCCGCAUCCCGUUCACGCUGCAGGCACGGCCGGGCAUUGGGACUCACUGGCGAGCCCCCGGCAAGCGCCGCAGAGGCCGAGGAUGCCAGACGGCACGCGCGGGUUCACCAUGGGGCGAGGGAGGCCGUCGCCGGCAGUGGCAGCUGCUGCGGUCCUCCGGAGCACACCGGUCCGGGCGGCCGCUGCUCCUGCAGCUGUCGUGAUUUAGCAAGGAUCGUCUAGGUUGCCCGGCUGUGCCUGUGGUGGUGUCUGAUUGUUUCGGAGAACAUGUGAUUUUCUUUUCUUCUUUUUGCUUCUCGUCUUUUUAUUUUAUUUUGGGGUCUUGAAUAAUUGCCGCGGUUUUGUUACCAGGAAUGGCACGUGCUCUUAAGUAUUUUAUCUCAGUAUAGUUAUGGA